Messenger RNA from Myotis brandtii (Brandt's bat), 2865 nucleotides. It is a transcript of the gene SLC10A2, whose product is annotated as solute carrier family 10 (sodium/bile acid cotransporter), member 2. Lineage: Eukaryota; Metazoa; Chordata; Mammalia; Chiroptera; Vespertilionidae. Gene Ontology annotation, cellular component: apical plasma membrane. The record is from RefSeq and is a predicted model, not a curated record. The transcript is spliced from 6 exons. Gene Ontology annotation, molecular function: bile acid:sodium symporter activity. Gene Ontology annotation, biological process: bile acid and bile salt transport.
UUGUAAUGUUACCUCUCGAAACUGACAUACUGGCAUUUAUUGUUUUUUAUUGCCUCUCUGAGGUGGCUUUAGAAAGAGACACCAAAUGACACGUUUAGAAAGGGUUUAAAAGUUUGACGUGCUUGCAGUAGGCACUACUUACCCAGCGAGGAGCGGAGGAUUGGUGUUUCUGUGGAUGUCUGUGACCAUUUGAGCCAAAACCCAGCGAUGAAUAAUUCAACGAGAUGUUUGGCCACAGCAACAGUUUGCAACGGUUCGUCCUGUGUGGUACCUGCCAGCAAUUUCAAUGCCAUUCUAAGCGUGGUCCUGAGCACCGUCUUGACCAUCCUAUUGGCGAUGGUGAUGUUCUCCAUGGGAUGCAAUGUGGAAAUCAAGAAAUUCCUGGGGCACAUAAGGCGGCCGUGGGGCAUAUGUAUUGGCUUCCUCUGUCAGUUUGGAAUCAUGCCCCUCGUGGGAUUCAUCCUGUCAGUGGCCUUUGACAUCCUCCCCAUCCAGGCCGUAGUGGUGCUGAUCAUGGGAUGCUGCCCCGGAGGAACUGCCUCCAAUAUCUUGGCCUAUUGGGUCGAUGGCGACAUGGACCUGAGGUAAGCUAUCUGAACCUCCACAUACUGCAGUCACAUUGAAUUAGUCUUUCAGAAACCUAUGUGCUGAAAAUUACAUCCAAUGUGGGUCGACUCGGGGACGAUCAUAAUUCCCUAUGAUAACAUAGGUACGUCUUUGGUGGCUCUUGUUGUUCCUGUUUCCAUUGGAAUGUUUGUUAAUCACAAAUGGCCCCAGAAAGCCAAGAUCAUACUUAAGAUUGGAUCCAUCACAGGUGCAGUCCUUAUCGUGCUCAUAGCUGUGGUGGGAGGAAUACUGUACCAAUCUGCCUGGAUCAUCGCUCCCAAACUGUGGAUCGUAGGAACAAUAUUUCCUGUGGCUGGUUACUCGCUAGGGUUUUUUCUGGCUAGGAUAGCUGGUCAGCCCUGGCACAGAUGCCGCACGGUUGCUUUGGAAACAGGGAUGCAGAACACUCAGCUGUGUUCUACCGUGGUCCAGCUCUCCUUCACCUUUGAGGAGCUCAACCAGGUGUUUACCUUCCCACUCAUCUACAGCAUCUUCCAGCUCGUCUUUGCAGCAAUAUUCUUGGGAGUUUAUUUGACAUAUAAGAAAUGUUAUGGGAAAAACCGUCAGGAAUUUUCCGAAAGCAAAAGCAAUGAAACAGUCUCCGAGUCAUCGCUCUAUAAGGUGAAUGAAGGAUUUCAAGCACAAGAAAAGUAGACACCAUAUGGACAAAAAAGAAGAAUUCUAAAGAACUAUAACAAUAUUUUAAAAUAUUUGUUUCGCUGGGACAUUUGGCAAGAAAAAAAAGGGAAAAUUUUAAUUGCAACUGAAUCUAUAUAUUUAUUGGUUUGGGUACCAAGUGACUGGUGGUCCAAAUCUUUAAUGUGACAAAUAUUUAUAUGUAAAUAAAUAUUUUGUGUCUUUGAAAUAUGCCAAAAACAAUAUCUUCAAACCUCGGCUAAACCUGAUAACACUGAGAACCUCAUAACUCCUGAACGGAAUUCUUACCCAGAAUCUCAUAACUCAGAGAUGAGCACCUGACUUUUUGUAUGUUAUAACAGAUCCACCGAAUUAUUACUAUGGUGAUUAAGAUUUUCUCCAGUAUUUAUGAUUGUAAAAAGAUUGAAAUGAACAUCUUCCACUGACAUAUUAUUAUUUUGAAAAUGUUGCAACCUAUUUUUAUAACUGUGUAUUGUAACAUGGGCAAAUAUCUCACUUCUUGUAUUUAAAAAUAAAGAGAUUGUCAUUUUUCUAAGUGACAAUCCAAAAUCAAAAGUAAGAGAAAUGAGUUAUUAAAUAGAAUUCAGUGACCAAAUUAGAAUCAUGACCAUACUCAUCAGUGAUAUUGUACACCCAUUAGACUUUUUCCUUAAAAAUGGCUUGAAUUUAGCAAAGUAUUCUGUAAGCUCUGGAGAAGGACUUCCUCAAGGUUUGCCUGCAUGAGGCAGGUCCACAUUGGCUAAUAUGACAGCUAUUUGAUUUUACGAAGCUCCACAGUAGGCAUCAGGGAGCGGGGAGGUGGCAAGAUGCGCAAAGACAGUAGAAAUAUUGGAAGAAACAUCACCACUCCAAUGGGUGAAUUCAAUUCAAUGGGAGAUAAUGGCUAAUACAUGGAAAAGCACAAAUAACAGAAACUCAUUUGAAGGCAUAACUAGAGUCAAGUAUAUGUGCAGAAGUAAAUAGCAAUAAGAAUAAUGAAGUUGGUGGGCCAUGGGGGAAGUGAGUAUUAAACAGUAUUUGAGAGAAAAAGAGGACAUGCCCAAGGUCCAGAAGUAGGAAGGGCAUUGCCCAGUGAGUACCGUGAAUGCUGUGAGUGGUGUAAUGUGAGGAAGCAAAGAGGAUUUGCUCAAAGGCAGCAGGCUAUUAUGGCAAGAGGGAAACCCUGGCUGAAUGUUGGGUUCUCAAUUAUAGUGUCUAAUUUAAUCUCCCUCAUUCAGCAGCAAGAUGCGGGCACAUUCUUAACUCAGUUCCAUUUUCCAUUGGACAUUUUUUGCUGCCUCAUUGACUCCCUUUCAAAUGUUUUGGAUCCAAAGGGCCUUUUGCAUUUAGAUACUGUGAGUUCAGAUAUGCUGGUGCACCUCAGUAUUAUAGGCACAUGAAUAUUAACUCUUAAUUUGCUUUUCAAUAGAGGGGAAGGGAUUCUGCUUGGUAAUCUUGUAACGUUUCUACCUUUUUAUACAAGAUGCACAUUUCCAAAUGAAUAAGACCCGUAUAUUUUUCCAUCAUUAGCAAUCACAAGGGACUAGGAACUUUUAUUGAAGGAGUAGAGGCCCGAUGCAUGAAAUUUGUGCAAGAGUAGGCCUUCCUGUAAGAGAUCAACCG